Amphibalanus amphitrite is the source of this 2412-nucleotide messenger RNA. RefSeq lists its product as uncharacterized. NCBI's taxonomy places the organism in Eukaryota, Metazoa, Arthropoda, Thecostraca, Balanomorpha, Balanidae. Bases 665 to 988 code for a protein of 107 amino acids. The transcript is spliced from 3 exons. The record is from RefSeq and is a predicted model, not a curated record.
GUUCGAUUUUCAGCAACCUUGAAUAAGUGAGCAUUUUGUGAAUCGCUGGGGUAUGUGACUGUUUGUUAGGUUGUAUUUUGGUGGUUCUCUGAAGUUCACAAGUUUGUGUCGAAUUUUCGCAAUCAGGAAGAUAAAUACUGUGCCCUUAUUGAUAUGGUUUAGUGCGGAUCGCGGUGCCAUUAUCUCAGCAUGUCCACCCUGGACUCGAGCGGCUCCUCGGGCUACCAGCACCCGGCGCACGCGCGGCCGGCGCCGCCCGCCGGUCCGCCCUGGUACAGCUCCGGACCGCCGCCGACGCCGCCGUCACCGGUGCCCAGCAUGCCCUACUCUGGUCUGAUCCCCCGGCGCGUGUGCCUCACGUGGUCCGCGCCGGUGGCAGCGCCGGUCCGCCGCCGCCGGCCGCGCCGCCGCCGCCGCCGCCCGCCAGCAGCAGUCCACAGUCACAGCCACGCGGCCGCCGCGCAGGAGGCCGUCCUCUGGCCCUACCGGGGCCACUGUGCCAGCUUCCACAACUUCUGCUACUACUUCUUACAAAUCUUCUUCAUCGGCGCUGCCAUGUCGGGCGUGGCUCUGGUGCUCGCCGACGCGUUUUUUCCGACAGCGCUGGCCUCACGUGCACGGUCUUCUCUUCAUCGGCGUACUUCUCGUCUUCGUCUCCGCCGUGAUGCUAUUCGUGCUGUGUCAGCGCGGCGCGGGGGUGCGCGGCGCCGCGGAGAAUCAUGUCGCCAAGGAGGGCGGCGCGCGCGUGCCGGAGGCGAUACCUCUCCGCGACGUGCCGGCGGUGUACGUGCAGCCGGGCCUGGCGACACUGCGGAGGCAGCAGCCGGGCGGAGGAGUGCCCGUACAGGAGCCGUACGCCGAGAGCGAGUACAGUCACCCGUGGGAUCAGGUGACCGGCAUCAGCAGCAGACCUGAUAUGAGUGAGGUCUGCUCGAUGGGAACCCUCAACAGCCGAGGGCGGCCGCCCGGACCCCGGCACUGGCAAUGACGUCAUACUCACACGGUACAGUGACGGCGUAUGUACAGGGCACAGUGACGUCACACAGGCGGCCUGUGACGUCACACGGACGGCACACAAUGCACCGGACCGUGGACGUCAUUCUUGUCAGGCACAGCGCUGUGACGUAAUACGUACGGCACCGUGACGUCAUAGAUGGUUUACGUGACGUCAUAUCGGCCAGUUACACUGUGCGGCGCCCUCCCUCUCUCCUCAGAAGGGUUCCGUUCUAUUGCCAUCGGGGCUCUGCAGCCAUUGGGAGGGCUGAACGGCCAUAUUCGAGAUCUGCAACUGACGCGGGGUCGUCGGAAGGGUCACUCGGAUCUGAUGAGCUUUAUACGGGAGGCGUGAGCGAGCUUUUCUCAGAUAUUUAUGUGGAUUUAUUUGGUGGCACGUGCCGUAUUUAUGCCGUUGUUCCUUGCUGUGUUGUCGAAGAGCGUUUUAUACGUAAAACGUCUCUGCCAAAAGGGUGUUUUCUGUGUAUUUUGUUGUGACAUCAUGUAUGAAUGAUUCGUCGGGUAUUGUAUUCGAUGCGUUUGCACGGAGGUGUUUGUGGUGUAUUCAGUGUUGCGCGAUUGUCUCCUAGGUUCACGUCAGUCCCGGUUAUAUUUGUGUUGGGACGUCGGCCGCUGAGCUCGCUCCGCGAUCUGUGGGGAAGGGAAGGGGGCACUGCGGGCCUGCGUCCCUUAAGCUGCUCACGUAGCUUGUUCAGGCCAGUAUGAUCAUCUCUUCAGCUUGGACGUGACUGGACCCGGGACUGUGGCCGUGUGCAAUGUCCCGCUCGACUGUCUCGAUUGACAAUUUCUUUAGGUGUAUGCUGGGUGUAGCGGGUCGCGGCACACUUGUGGGUGCAGCCAGUGGGUGCAAGGGAGUGCCGAUAUGCCUCCAUAACACCGACAUGGGUUAAAAGUGGGGGUUUUCGUGUCAAUUAGGUAUUGCACAAGGCACAAAUCUGUAACCACCGCAGUUGAAAGCACUGCACAUUUCUUACCGCUGGCUGUUUUUGUCGAAAUGUUCGCGAAACUGUGCUUCACGAGGUACUCACAAAUGUUAUCGAUUGAAGCUUGGGACAUUGCACAAUAGCGGGCUUAUGAGCGUAUUUGUGUUGAAUCAUAUCAAAACGGUGUUCUCUGAGGUUCUGCGCGUUUUGUAGCGGUGUGUGAACGUGCUAUGUGUUCGCUUGUGUCUCUUGCCGCGGCGGAUCUCGUUAGCGCUGAAUUGUCGGCAGAAUGUCGACGAAUUCGGCGCGUCUUGCCAACCAGUGCCGCUUGGCUUGACCUGUUCCUAAUGCUAGGUACGUAUGUGCGCGAGUAAUCGCUUUGGAGUUUGUGUGUGGAAUGCUAGGGUCACAUAUGUAUGAAUGUGUGUAUUUAAACUGGAUUAUAAUGCAGUAAUAAACGGAAUAUUUUAUCAAA